This is a messenger RNA of Anguilla rostrata (American eel), 6169 nucleotides long. It is a transcript of the gene cdk13, whose product is annotated as cyclin dependent kinase 13. The coding region runs from base 1178 to 5470 and encodes 1430 amino acids. Lineage: Eukaryota; Metazoa; Chordata; Actinopteri; Anguilliformes; Anguillidae. Gene Ontology annotation, cellular component: cyclin/CDK positive transcription elongation factor complex; nucleus. The transcript has 14 exons. Gene Ontology annotation, biological process: protein phosphorylation; positive regulation of transcription elongation by RNA polymerase II. The record is from RefSeq and is a predicted model, not a curated record. Gene Ontology annotation, molecular function: RNA polymerase II CTD heptapeptide repeat kinase activity; ATP binding; cyclin binding.
CCGGAUGUUCCCUCUGUGUAGGGGAAAGCGGCCAUGUCGAGGCACUCACUCGUUCGGAAUGUGUUGAUUUUAAUCCUACAGUAACUUUGGGGUCGUAUUUCGCUUAUUGGUACAAAUUAUACGGUAGACUACUUGUAGAAUAAAGAAAAGGGGGGUUUGCGUCAGAAACACGAGACUGUUUUCAGUUAUCCAUCCAAUAUUCUUGCUGGAAAAUUGUUUUCUUUCUGACAGUGGGAGGAACUUGUUAACCGGUGUCAGGGGUUUCCUUUGGCAGUGACGUAUCAAGAACAGCAGCAGGCACUGCUGUUUUGUAACCAACCAGCAUCUUAGUCAAUCUGAAACGCUAGCUAAUGUUAGCCAGCUAGAUUGUUCAUGUGCGGUUACAGAAAUAACAAAUAUCUAAAGAGCAAGCGCAACUUUGUUUUGCUUACAUGUAGUUUAACAGACAAUGCACUAUUAUAAUGAUCGAUUCAAAUGGGGGGUUUAAAGAAAAUCUAAUAACGUUUUAGAGAAUCUGCCGGAGUAAAGUUGAAGUGUAUUCGAUGGCUAGAGCUAGCUACUUCCUUAUCGAACUGAAAUGGGAUGGCAGCGAACAAGAAGUUUAUGAACUGAGAGUCGUGUUAUUUACGAUAUGAUUUUCCCCACCUGCUGGAGAUUUUACUUUUGAUGUUAGCAAAUUAAAUGAAUAAAACUGUUUUCUUAAGAAGGAGUAUGAGACUUACUUGCUAACGUUAGAUACCAAUGUAUUAAAAGGACCGUGGAUUUACACGCACCUUCGGCUAUCGCUACCUAGCAAACUGUUGGUUGGGUAGCAAGGGAGCAAAGCUAAUUAAUUUUUCGAACUACCUGCACCGUGUUGGUAGCAAGUUAGUUAAUGUAACCGGAUAGCUAGCUAAUUACUUUUUGUCAUGUUUUCUUUUUUCAGGGAAUGGGAAUGUCGGAAUUGUAGUUAGCUAGGUAACUUAGUAGCUAGCUAGUUAGCGGAUUAGUUACUGUGCAUACGAUGGCCCAUCAACCGGCGUAGCUAAUAUGUCUGUUCGAAAAGUAUAGCUUAGUUGGCAGGUUUAGCUAGUUAGCCAACGUUAGUUCCAAUGUAGUUUUGUUUAGUUUACCUGGGGAUACAACCAAUAAUACAGAAAUAUAGCUAUCUGGAUACUUGGAUUCGGCUGACUGAUAAAUGCCGAAUUCGGAGGCGGUCCAAGAGGUUCGAGGAAGGAGCCCUUCAGAGCAGAGAAAUGCCAAACAGGACAUGACAAGUAAACCUGGUAGCGGUGCAUUAUCUCAGGGCGAGAAACAGCGGGAUAAGAGGCGGUCGUCGUCCUCUCGGCGAAGGAAACACAGGCACGACAGGAAGAGAUCGCAGCAAAAUAUAUCUGAAGAUUUCAAUUGUGAACAGAGCGUCUCUGAAAGAGAUGGUGAACUUAGAACUUUAGUGGAAUACGAUGAUGUAAGUUCGCAGUCGGAGCGGUUCUCCGGGAGCCCCUCUCCAAAACCCGACCCGCAUACCCAAAGACUUCUACAGCGUCUGAGCGAAAAUGAGUUCGUGGACUGCAGCGGUCCUGCAUCGCCGGGAAGAAAAUCGAGGAAAGAGUGGCACUCCUCGCCCAGGAGAGACUUGCCAAGCAGCCGAUCGGCCGAAAGGAAUAGAAAUGAAAAGGAACGCAAAAGAAAGGACAAUCACAGCCGGGAGAGAGACUCCUCUUGCAAGUCACGGAGUGGUAGCAGCGGCUACAAGCACAGCAGAGACGGCGUGCGGAAUAGCGACAGUAACGGGAAGAAGACAACCCUGGUAACGUCAACCAUGACGUCGUUAGUUAAAAAGGAGUCCAAACAGCACAAAAUUAGAAUGAGAUCAGAAAAAGACCCACCAUCGGCAUAUAGAGAUACCCCAAAAGCUUACAGAGAAGAGCGUGAUGAGCCCAGGGCCUACAGAAGUAGCCCUGGACAUAAGGAAGAAAGUCCGUAUGGAACUUUUUAUUCUCAUAACUAUAGCCACCACCAGUCCCCUGGCGCUGGUUAUAACCAAUCCACAUCCAGUUAUGGGAACAAGAGACGCUCCCCAAGUCCGGCGUACUACGGCCGAGAUGUUGAGUCUUAUAGCGCCUAUAACCGCUCCAAGUCGCCCGGCUCAUAUUCGAUUAACAAAAGACAGAGGUCUCCCACGAGUCCGUACAACAGGCGCAAGUCCCCCAGCUACGGCCGACAGAGCCCUUAUGAACCAGGAGAAAUUACUUCCAGUCCAUACGGUAGUCGAAGGCGAUCAAGAAGUCCGUACCGAAAGUCAUUCAGCCCGAGUCCAAGGCAAGCCGGGAAGUCCCGCAGCCGCAGCCCGUACCCCUCGCGGCACUCCCACUCGCGCAGUCGCCCCUCCAGCCUCUCCCCCAGCACCCUGACGCUGAAGAGCAGCCUGGCUGCGGAGCUGAGCAAGCAGAAGAAGGCCAAGGCGGCCGAGGCCGCUGCCCGGGCCAAGAGCUCCAGCAACGCCUCCACGCCCACGAAGGGAUCUUCCUCCAGCGGCGCCCCCCAGCCGAGCCCCAGCCCCGGCCAUGCCGUCAAGAAGUCCCGGCCCCCAUCCCCGCCUCCGACCGAAAAGGGGCCAAGGACCCCCGUGUCCAGCCGGCCUCAGUCCCCCGUCGACUGCCCCCCCAAGCGAACGGCGCCGCUCCCCCAGCCCAGCAAAGAGAACAAGGGGAGGGAUGACUCAUCCUCCCAGCAACUCAAGGACAAGAGGAAGCCCUCUGCUCAGACACAGGGGAAGGACAAAGAGCGCUCCACUGACUCACCCGUCCAUACACUGGCCUCCCUGCCCAUGCCCCAAGCCCUCCUUGAGCACCUGGAUGGACCGGACAGCUUGAAGGACUGCCUGCCGCCACGCACGGGGAAGAAGGCGGCGGACCAGAAGCCCCGGCAGCUCCUCAGCGACCUGCCCCUGCCCCCCGAGCUACCGGGCGGCGACUCCAGCUCUCCUCGAAGCUCCCCGGAAGACAGGAAAACCCUCGGACUCCGCCAUAGGCCCAAGAUAUGUGGACCUCGGUUUGGUGAAAUCAAAGAGAUGGAGAUUGACUGGGGAAAGCGCUGUGUGGACAAGUUUGAGAUCAUUGGGAUCACGGGCGAAGGCACCUACGGCCAGGUGUACAAGGCUAAAGACAAAGACACCGCGGAAAUGGUGGCCUUGAAGAAAGUUCGGCUGGAUAACGAGAAGGAAGGCUUUCCCAUCACAGCCAUCCGCGAGAUCAAGAUCUUGAGACAGCUCAACCACAAGAGCAUCAUCAACAUGAAGGAGAUUGUCACUGACAAGGAGGAUGCUGUUGACUUCAGGAAUGAUAAGGGUGCAUUCUAUCUGGUGUUUGAAUACAUGGACCAUGACCUGAUGGGGCUUUUGGAGUCUGGCCUGGUCCACUUCAAUGAGAGCCACAUCAAGUCCUUCAUGCGGCAACUGCUGGAGGGCCUGGACUACUGCCACAAGAAGAACUUCCUGCAUAGAGACAUCAAGUGCUCCAAUAUUCUGCUCAAUAACAAGGGGCAGAUUAAGCUUGCAGAUUUUGGCCUGGCGCGACUCUAUAACUCUGAAGAAAGUCGUCCCUACACUAAUAAGGUGAUCACACUGUGGUACCGGCCGCCAGAGCUGCUGCUGGGGGAGGAGAGGUACACGUCUGCCAUAGACGUCUGGAGUUGUGGUUGCAUUCUGGGAGAACUGUUUACAAAGAAGCCUAUCUUUCAGGCCAACCAGGAACUUGCCCAGUUGGAGCUCAUUAGCCGAAUCUGUGGAAGCCCCAGCCCUGCCGUGUGGCCGGACGUGAUCAAGCUGCCGUACUUCAACACCAUGAAACCAAAGAAACCGUAUCGAAGACGGUUACGGGAAGAGUUUGCGUUCAUACCCCCAGCAGCCCUGGAUUUGUUUGACCACAUGCUGGCGUUGGACCCCAGCAAGCGCUGCAUGGCCGAGCAAGCUCUCAACAGCGACUUCCUCAAAGACGUGGACCCAGCCAAGAUGCCAACACCAGACCUCCCCCUGUGGCAGGACUGUCACGAACUGUGGAGCAAGAAGAGGCGCCGCCAGAGGCAGGCGCCCGAACAGCCGGCCCCGCCCAAGGCCCCCCGUAAAGAGCUGGGGCCGGAUGACAGCCGCGGCGGCACCCCCCAAGGCCUCCCCGCCCCGGGCCAGCACAAGCCCCCGAGCAACGCCGCCUCCGCGCUGCUGGACUCGAAAGCCUCCGGCUCCCAGCUGACGCAGGAGCAGCUGACCGUACUGCUCAACCUGCUCCGGUCCAAGAGCUCGGUCAACAUGGCGCAGCUCGCCCAGGUCAUGAACAUCAGGAUGAACCCUGAGACCCUGCAGCAGCUCACCAAGGUUUCGAUGCCUGCCAGUGUCCUGACCGAGCCCCCCGCCCCACCAGAGCCCCCAAAACCCCCCCAGCCGGGGGGCGCGCCCCGCACCCCUCCCCUGCCCGGCAAACUGGAAGGGGAGGGGGCGUCCGUGGUGACGCAGGGCGCCUUCACUGCGCUCAUGGCUCAGCUGCUCAAGGUCCAGCAGAUGCAGAGGAAGGAACCCGGCACCGACGGGGAUGGGGGGGAUGGAGCUGCUCCCCCUGUGGUCGGGGCGGGUGGCUCGGAACAGUUCUCGGAGGCACGGCAGCCUCCAAAACCCAGCCCCGUCUCGCCAGCCUCUGAGGGCGGUGGUAUGUCCGAUCCCCCACUGCCUCCCGACACGUUGGAUCUCCCGCACAUCCUCCCUCCGGACCAGAGACCCCCCGAGCCCCCGGAGCCCCCACCGCCUGCCUGCGAAGACCUGGACUACCGCCAGGCAGCCAGUGCCGACAGCGGGGGCAGGGCAGGCCUGACGCCGCCCAUCGGCGGCGAGACGGACGGUGACGGGGGACAGGCACCCGAGCCCGAUUACCCGCCUCCCCCGCCCCCUCCUCAGCCCGCUCAGCCCGAGGGGCCCAACUACGGCAACGACUACGCCAGAGACAGCAGCUACCCCCCGUUUCCCCCUCCCUUCCCCUCCUCAGGUUACCCCGGCGACUGCUUUGGAGCGAGCUAUCUGGGCGGGAUGCUGGGGGGAGGGCUCCCCGCCCAUUCCCUGAGGGAGAUGUUCAGCCACACGCCCCCGCCGCCCUCCUCGUCCACGGCCCGCCCGCACACCCCUGGUUACCAGGAGCCUUACCCGCACGGCGGGCCGGUGGCUACCAGGGGGGCCGUGGGGUCCGGCCUGGUGUUCAGUGGCGACAAGGACCACCGCUUCGAGUACAAUCACAGCCCCCUGCCCGUGGAGGGCCACCCGCACGCCGCCAGCAUCCACGCCUAUAACCAUGGCCUGAGCCGGCAGGACGGCCUGCCCCCUCCCCUGCAUCCCCCUCCGGGUCAGGGGUGGGGCUCUCCCUCGCAGCCCAUGGUGCCCCCUUUCCCCCCUGGGUUCAUGCCGCACAUGAACACAGCGGCAAUCAGGGGUCGAGGCCUACCCUUUUGAGGAGGGGGGCAGGGGGGGCAGAAACCAGUAAUGGAAGACUUGAAACGACACAAGUUUAACCUUCUCAGGCCCUGACUAAUGGGGGAAAAAGAGCAGACUUGAUUUGUAAUAAUUAAAAAAUUGUUGAGUCAAAACAUUUUUUCCCUGUUUGGGAAUGGCAGACAGUGAACAGGGGAAGGGGGUAAUUGGGGAUUGAGGGCUUUUCCUAUGCUUACCCACUUGUUUUAAUCUGUUCUACUGCUGUCUUCAAUUAAUAUCAGACCUGUUCUGAGUACGUUUAACAUGCCAGGUAAUUGUAUCUGUACUUGAGCCUCUUCCUCAGUUGCCUGUGGGCAGACUAGUAUUAAAAGAUUUUCCACUGCUGAAUAUAGUGGUCAAAAUCUGAUUAGGGGUUAAAUUUAUGAGCCAUCUACGUGCAGAUUUAGCCUGUGCUAUUGAUUUGAACCAAUUUUAUUUUAACACCAGGAAAGAUUGGUUGACUGGUUUUCUCUCUGGAGAAUUUUUUAAAGGACUGUUGGUUUCAGAAAAACCUUUACUGGAAGUUACAGAACAGAGUUGUCUUGCCUAUUACUGUUGUAAUUGAUGGCAAGUAAAAAGAAAAAAAAAACUAAUCCAAAUUCAAGGAGAUUGACAGCAAUGUCUUUUUGUACAUUGAAUUUUCUUUCUCGCAAAUGUUUAAUAAAGAAAUGCAAAUUAAAA